AGAGUCGUCAUCCAUCAAUCUAUCCCAACCCCCCAUAUAACUCAUGAAACUUGACUUGAAACUCUAAAAGCACCAUGCGGAUUAACACUUUAACUUGUCUUGUGUUGGUAUUAGCGGGAUGUGUCAGCGGACUGCGUGUAAGGUACAGAUACCCCUCCCAGUCAUCUGGGUCUAGGAAAACUUUGAGUGGUUGGACGUCCACAAAUAUGUAUGAUAGAGUCCUAUCCAACAGACGCAGCAGGCCGCAAAGUUUAUCCAGCAUUUGGUCUGCUUACAGGGUUCCCUAUCAAAGACCGCGGUUUUAUUCAGAUUUGAAUGAGCUUCAAGGCGCUUCAUCGAGAAGACGGAUGGCAAACUCUUUAAUGCGAGAUUUGAACAACCUUGAAAGGCGGAGAACCUCUGCUUCGAGACUUCCCUCAACACGUGACAGGUCAAGCUCAUCCAGAGUCACCGAUACGUCAUCCUCUCUGCGCAGGCAAUAUGGAGACCUCGCACAAUAUCUACCACUUCCGGUUGGUGAAAAAUUCAAAUCUUCGCCAAUAAAAGAUUACCGAGCCAACAAAAAACCUCUCCCAGCCGGUCCACUUGCACCGGAAAUACUUCAAAUGAGGAAAGAGAUCAAAGAUAAAGUCGAAUCAGGAUAUUAUGGAUCAAAACCAAUAUUUAAUAUUCCAUAAUUAUAACUUGUUUUAUUAUCAAUGCAAUUUCAUUGUUUGUUUUAACGCCGCAUAUUAUGUAAAUAAAAUGUACAGAUUAACAAUAAUAAAUGGAAUCUUUAAUGUUA
Molecule: messenger RNA, 784 nt
Organism: Saccostrea echinata
Lineage: Eukaryota; Metazoa; Mollusca; Bivalvia; Ostreida; Ostreidae
Exons: 4
Coding region: 75-677 (200 amino acids)
Source: RefSeq, a predicted model, not a curated record